Messenger RNA from Ceratina calcarata, 420 nucleotides. RefSeq names its product sperm mitochondrial-associated cysteine-rich protein. Bases 1 to 420 code for a protein of 139 amino acids. The record is from RefSeq and is a predicted model, not a curated record. NCBI's taxonomy places the organism in Eukaryota, Metazoa, Arthropoda, Insecta, Hymenoptera, Apidae. The transcript is spliced from 3 exons.
AUGAGUUGCAAAAAGGUGAUAGGAUGUUGGAACGACAUGGAGGAGAUCAAACAUUUACUUUGUGCCAUGGAGUGCUGCCAAUGCCCGUGUCCUCCACCUCCUCCGAUAUGCUCUCUCUUGCUACCCCCGAGGAUCGAGGAGCUACCAGCUGUUUGUCCGCCUCAGAGACCUUGUUGUCCACCGCGACCCUAUUGUCCGCCACCGCCUUGUUGUCCGCCCCCUUGUCCGAUAGUGCCACUCUGUUGUGGACCAACGCCUAUCUGUUGUAAAGUACCGAUAAUAACUUCUCCUUGCUGCCCUUCGCGAGUCUGCCACCCGCCCGCACCUUGCACGCCACCCUGUUGUACACCUUCCCCAAUGCCUUGUUACUCAGGUUCUACGCGAAUGUUACGAGAAGAUUUUGUGCAGACGAUCAACUGA